Dacryopinax primogenitus is the source of this 612-nucleotide messenger RNA. RefSeq names its product NADP-binding protein. The annotation marks the transcript as partial. Lineage: Eukaryota; Fungi; Basidiomycota; Dacrymycetes; Dacrymycetales; Dacrymycetaceae. The transcript has 2 exons. The record is from RefSeq and is a predicted model, not a curated record.
ACCAAACUCGUUGCUGUCCUCGGGGCCACAGGCACACAAGGCGGUUCUGUUGUAACCUCUUUGCUUGCUCACGGUGGUUACUCCAUUCGUGCUAUCACUCGCGACACUACCUCUGCUAAGGCUCAGGUACUCAAAUCGAAGGGUGUGGACGUUGUAUCCGCUACGCUCUCUGACAAGGCUAGCCUAGUCGAGGUAUUCGAGGACGCGUAUGCUGUCUUUGGCGUGACGGUCCCGUUCACGCAGGACAGCGAGGAGGUACAGGGACAUAACAUUGUAGAUGCGGCGAAAGAGGCCAACGUGCCGCUCCUGAUUUGGUCGUCGUUGCCGAACUCGACCGAGAGAUCUGGGGGAAAAUACACAACAAUCCAUCAUUUCGAUCAGAAAAGCGCAGUCGACAAGUACAUUGCCGCCUCCAGUCAACCUACUGUGAUCUUGCACACAGGUGGGUUCGCGGAGAAUCUGAUCAAAUACCGCCAGCUACAGCGAGACGCGUCUGUUCCGAACAAGUGGAACAUCGUGUACAGUGGUCUGCGUCCGGACGUCCUCGUUCCAUGCAUUUAUAUUGGUGCCGAUCUGGGGAAUAUUGUCGUUGCUAUGAUCGAACAUUGGAAA